UGGAAGCUUGUUUUGGUUUCGCUUCCAUGGAGUUGGAAUACUAUAUUUUCGGGCCCCUUAGUUGUCUGUGUUUGUGUUUUUUCGGUUUUACUUUGUGGAUUUACUGGAUGGACAUUAUGGGACAGGCUCAAACUACUCCUUUAAGCAUUAUGGUCGAUCAUUUCAAAGAGGUAAAGGGAAGGGCCAGCAACCUCAGUGCGGAGGUCCGGAAGGACCGGUGGCGGACUUUUUGUUCUAAGGAGUGGCCGACUUUUGGUGUUGGGUGGCCGCCGGAGGGGACGUUCGAUCUCCCCACCAUUCGCCGGGUUAGGGACGUCGUCUCCCAACCCAAAGAGGGACAUCCUGGUCAACUCUCUUACAUUGUUACUUGGCAGGACCUCGUGGAAAAUCCACCACCUUGGCUUAGGCCCUUCUUACCUCCACACCCUCCGGAGCCAGAACCCAUUCUUGCCUUGCAGGAAGCGGAGAAGAAGAAGGAGAAGAAAGUCACCCUGCCGUCAGCUCCAGCUCCCCCCUACCCGGUUUUGCAGGGGGGAACUGGAGAAGAGUUAAUUUUUCCUCCCCCAUAUCAUUUCCACAGGACGCCGGAGAGAUUUGAUCCUACCCCGUCGCGGGAAGCUGACGCAGUUCCGGGAAUGGCUGGGGGCGGGGUUCCGGGAAUGGCCGCGGUUCUGGUUCCGGUAGGAGGCCCACCUCUCACCCGGCAAAGAGCUCAACGGGAGCUGUCUGUCGCAGCACCCGACUCCACUAUCAAGACCCUGCCCUUACGAGCCGCUGGACCUCCGGAUGCGGAUGGCAACCAGCCCCAUAUUUAUUGGCCUUUCGCAACUAGCGACCUCUAUAACUGGAAGGCACAGAACCCUAAGUUCUCCGAAAAACCGGGGAGACUUAUUGACUUGCUAGAUUCUGUUCUUUUCACCCAUCAGCCCACAUGGGACGACUGUCAGCAGCUUUUACAGGUUCUGUUCACGACGGAGGAGAGAGAAAGGAUCCUCAAUGAGGCCCGAAAGAUGGUUCCCGGUGUAGACGGAAAUCCGACCACGAACCAGGCCCAGAUAGAUGUCUCUUUUCCCUUAACUAGGCCUGAAUGGGAUUUCAACACGGCAGAAGGUAAGGAGAGGCUCUUGGUCUACCGUCAGACUCUAAUGGGAGGUCUCCGCAGGGCUGCUAGAAAGCCCACCAAUUUGACCAAGGUAGGGAAUGUACAGCAGGAAAGAGAUGAGUCUCCAGCUGCCUUUCUAGAACGGAUCAUGGAGGCAUAUCGCACCUAUACCCCCAUGGAUCCAGAAGCCCCUGAGAAUAAGGCAGCUGUAAUCAUGAGUUUUAUAAACCAGUCAGCCAUGGACAUUAGAAAGAAACUACAGAGAAUAGAUAGAUUAGGAGAAAAGAGUUUACAGGAUUUACUGGUAGUAGCAGAGAAGGUGUUCAAUAACCGAGAGCCCCCUGAGGAUAGGCAAGCCCGCGCCAUGGUGGCUGCCAGUGAGAAGCAGACUCGAAACCUGGCCAAGAUUCUGCUAGCCACCACCAUGGAGUCCCCUGGGGAGCGGACCCGUCACCUUCGCCAGCUUGCUGAUGGCCAAGAAAGAGGUAAGAGAACCGCCCGGGACGGGAAAAGGAAGCUGCAACAGAACCAGUGUGCUUACUGCAAAGAGAUAGGGCACUGGGUCCGAGAAUGCCCAAAGAAGGCCGGUAAAAAGGGGAACAAGACAGACCGGGUGGAGGUCUUGGAGCUGGAAGGACUGAGUGAUUAGGGAAGUCGGGGUUCGGAUCCCCUCCCCGAGCCCAGGGUAACUCUUAAAGUGGAGGGGACGCCUGUUGACUUCCUUGUCGACACUGGAGCACAACAUUCGGUUCUCCGCACACCUCAGGGGAAGCUAGCCAGCAAAAAGUCCUGGGUGCAAGGGGCAACUGGCAUGAGCCAGUAUUCAUGGACUACCCGAAGAACAGUAGAUCUAGGAACGGGCCGGGUAUCCCAUUCCUUCAUGGUAAUACCAGAAUGCCCCUACCCCCUAUUAGGACGAGACUUGCUAACCAAGAUUGGAGCCCAAAUAACCUUCAGACAAGGGGGGCCUCAGGUCACCGAUGGCAAAGGCCACCCCAUCCAGGUCCUGACUCUGAGACUGGAGGAUGAAUAUCGCCUCCACCAGGGGGCGCCACCAGUAGAGAACAAUAUGGACAGGUGGCUGCGAGAAUUCCCCACAGCCUGGGCAGAGACGGGGGGAGUAGGGCUGGCCGCCCACAGGGCCCCAACGCUGGUAGAACUAAAACCAGGAGAAGGCCCGAUGAGAGUCAAACAGUACCCUAUGUCCCAGGAGGCUCGGAAGGGAAUCCAGCCUCACAUCCGGAGACUGCGAAGCCUAGGGGUAAUGGUUCCAUGCCAAUCUGCCUGGAACACCCCCCUCCUGCCAGUCAGAAAGCCUCAUACGAAUGACUAUCGGCCAGUUCAGGACCUCCGGGAAGUAAAUAAAAGAGUCCUGGAUAUACACCCAACCGUUCCUAACCCAUACACUCUCCUAAGCUCUCUGGCACCCUCUAGAAUCUGGUAUACUGUAUUAGACUUGAAGGAUGCCUUUUUCAGCCUGCCGUUAGCGCCUCAAAGCCAACCCCUGUUUGCCUUCGAAUGGCACGACCCCGAGGAAGGUUACAGUGGACAAUUAACCUGGACGCGAUUGCCCCAAGGAUUCAAGAAUUUGCCCACCAUCUUCGACGAGGCGCUGCAUGAAGACCUCGGUGAGUACAGGAGGGAACACCCCAAUCUCACCCUUCUUCAAUACGUAGAUGACAUCCUGAUUGCUGCCGAUACCGCCAAAGAUUGUGAGCAAGGGACCAAAGAUCUGCUGGCCACCUUAGGAACCUUAGGGUACCGGGCCUCGGCGAAGAAGGCUCAGAUAUGCCAAAAGAGGGUGAGUUACCUGGGAUACAUACUGGAGGGCGGACAGCGGCGGUUGUCAGAUGCUAGAAAAGAGACAGUCUUGAAAAUCCCUGCUCCCACCUCCCGGAGGGAGGUGAGGGAAUUCCUAGGAUCGGCUGGCUAUUGCCGCCUCUGGAUACCAAGUUUUGCUGAGAUCGCCAGGCCCCUAUACGAAGCCACCAAGGAGGGGAAGGCCUUUAAAUGGACUGAGACAGAAGAAAUUGCCUUUAAUCAGAUAAAGAAAGCUCUUUUGGCUGCUCCAGCCCUGGGCCUACCAGACAUUACAAAACCCUUUCGCCUCUUUGUAGAUGAGCGCAAAGGAGUAGCAAAAGGAGUUUUAACCCAGGCUUUAGGCCCCUGGAGUCGCCCAGUAGCGUAUUUGUCUAAAAAGCUGGAUCCCGUAGCCGCCGGCUGGCCACCGUGCCUAAGAAUCAUUGCGGCAACCGCGCUCUUAGUCAAGGAUGCUGACAAACUGACCCUGGGACAGGGGAUCUGGAUCACAACCCCGCAUGCCAUUGAAGGGGUCCUAAAACAACCUCCCGAUAGGUGGAUGAGCAAUGCUCGCAUGACCCACUAUCAAAGCUUGCUGCUCAACCCCCCUAGAGUACGGUUCCAUCCCAGUGCGGCCCUCAACCCUGCUACCCUGCUACCUGACCCUGACCUAGAUGCCCCACUGCAUGACUGUGCGGGAAUCCUGGAGCAGGUACAUGGACUUCGGAAGGACCUGACCGAUCGGCCCCUCCCGGAUGCAGAGGCCACCUGGUUCACGGAUGGAAGCAGCUUCGUGCGGAACGGGAGCAGGUACGCGGGUGCAGCGGUGGUCACAGACACGAACACCGUGUGGGCGGAGGAUCUGCCCCCUGGGACAUCAGCUCAGAGAGCAGAACUCAUUGCACUCACCAAGGCACUGACACUGGGGGCUGGAAAACGGCUUAACGUUUACACAGACAGCCGUUAUGCAUUUGCUACAGCUCAUGUUCAUGGGGCAAUCUACCAGGAAAGAGGGCUAUUGACAGCCGAGGGACGGACAAUAAAAAAUAAGCAGGAAAUUCUCGACCUGCUCGCGGCCUUGUGGCUUCCUGCCAAGUUAGCCAUAAUCCACUGCCAGGGACACCAAAAAGCUGAUGACCCGGUAGCGAAAGGCAACCAAAAGGCUGACCAGGCUGCAAAGGCAGUAGCCCUUACCUCGGUCCCUACCAUGGCCUUACAACUCCCAGACCCAGGGGACCCAGUCUUACCAGACCAGCCCAAGUACUCCCAGGAAGAGUUGCAACGUAUCAGAAAGCUCCCCAGAGCCCAGGAAAUAAAGGGAUGGUGGCAUACACCAGAAGGAGAACUUAUACUGCCGGACUGGCUCGGGGACACGAUGUUAAAACAUAUGCACCAAUCCACUCACCUGGGAACCCGGAAAAUGAAGGACUUAAUCCAACAUGCCAGAAUCAAAAUUCACCAGCAGAAUACCAAGAUAGAUCAGGUUGUGUCUGCCUGCAAGACCUGCCAACUUACAAACGCAAGGGUCGGAUCAAAUGAAAGAGGGACCAGGCUCAGAGGCACCAAACCGGGAGCACAAUGGGAGGUCGAUUUCACUGAAAUUAAACCAGGGAAGUAUGGUUAUAAAUAUCUUUUAGUGUUCAUAGACACCUUCUCUGGCUGGGUAGAGGCAUACCCAACCAAGCACGAAACAGCUCAGACGGUGGCCAAGAAGCUGCUGGAAGACAUCUUACCCAGAGGGCUCCAGAGGGCACACGAGGACAUUUGGCCGCGCCUCCGCGCCAUCUAUGAGACCAGCCCAACCCCAACUCCUCAUCAACACAGACCAGGAGAUUGGGUCUACGUCAGAAGGCAUCAUCAAGAAACCCUUGAACCACGUUGGAAGGGUCCUUACACCGUGGUGCUAACAACCCCCACUGCUCUCAAGGUAGACGGCGUCGCGACCUGGGUUCAUCACACUCACGUCCGGUCAGCGGACCCCUCCACGAUCCGGAAGGACUUCAUCACCAAAUGGAGCGUCGAUCGAGAUCAACGCAACCCGCUCAAGCUCAAGCUACGGCGUGCUCGACCUGCGUGAUGCUGGUAACAUUAAAUAGAUUUAGAUAAUGCCUGCACCUUCAUGGACACGGCUCCAAAAUGACAAGGACAAUUCAUAGAAAGAUCAGGAAUAGACUUUAGUAUCACAUGU
This is a messenger RNA of Myotis daubentonii (Daubenton's bat), 5090 nucleotides long. RefSeq lists its product as uncharacterized. Gene Ontology annotation, molecular function: zinc ion binding; RNA-DNA hybrid ribonuclease activity; aspartic-type endopeptidase activity. NCBI's taxonomy places the organism in Eukaryota, Metazoa, Chordata, Mammalia, Chiroptera, Vespertilionidae. Gene Ontology annotation, biological process: DNA integration; virion assembly; proteolysis. The record is from RefSeq and is a predicted model, not a curated record.